AUGAUAGAGAAGAAUAAAAAUUUUAAAUAUCGCAAAAAUGAGUCAAUUAGCAUCCAUGAUGUCUAUACCAAAGCUUUGAAGGCAACUAUGACAAACAAUCCUCCUGAAGUUAAAAUUAAUCUCGAUAAUAUGGAAAGCCACAAGGAAGAUGUUAAAGAAGAUAAAAAAAUCAACCUCUACAUUUGGUAUUACAACCAAUGUGACUCCAAAAGAUGCACAGGAAAAAAGCUCAUGAGAUCUGGAUUGAUAACUCCGCUAACCAUAAACCAAAAAUUCACCGGUAUUGUGCUCAGUCCAUUUGGAAAGUCCAUGUUCUCACUGGAAGACAUGGAAAUAGCAAAAACACGAGGAAUUGCGGUUAUUGAUUGUUCAUGGAAUAAAGUCGAAACUACACCAAUAGGAUCGAUCCCUGCAAAACACACAAGGAUAUUGCCAUUCCUUGUUGCUGCAAAUCCAACACAUUAUGGAAGACCAUUCGAAUUGUCCUGUGUAGAGGCUAUAGCUGCUGCAUUACAGAUAUUAAAUUUCCAAGACGAGGCCACAAAACUACUAUCACUCUUCAAUUGGGGCGAAAGUUUUCUAAACAUAAAUGCAGAGGUGUUUAAAUUAUAUUCUACUCGGGGAUUUAAUAGCAAAGAUAUGGAAGAAAUACAAAAUGAAUAUAUUGAAAAGGCAAAAUUAGAUUUAGAGGAAAGAAAAAUCUUAAAUGAACAGAUAGACUAUCAAAACGUUUCAGACAUCAUACAACCCUAG
This is a messenger RNA of Theileria equi strain WA, 753 nucleotides long. RefSeq lists its product as hypothetical. The record is from RefSeq and is a predicted model, not a curated record. Gene Ontology annotation, molecular function: rRNA small subunit aminocarboxypropyltransferase activity. Bases 1 to 753 code for a protein of 250 amino acids. NCBI's taxonomy places the organism in Eukaryota, Apicomplexa, Aconoidasida, Piroplasmida, Theileriidae. Gene Ontology annotation, biological process: maturation of SSU-rRNA. The transcript has 3 exons.